CCCGGUGGUGACCAAGUCCUCAACCCCAGGCGGGGGAAGCACCCCCCGCGCCCGCCCCGGUGCGACGCCGCUCCUCCGCCAACUACCGCGCCUACGCCACGGAGCCGCACGCCAAGAAAAAGUCCAAGAUCUCCGCCUCCAGAAAACUGCAGCUGAAGACCCUGAUGCUGCAGAUUGCCAAACAGGAGCUGGAGCGUGAGGCCGAGGAGCGGCGCGGGGAGAAAGGGCGCGCCCUGAGCACCCGCUGCCAGCCCUUGGAGCUGGCGGGGCUUGGUUUCACCGAGCUGCAGGACUUGUGCCGUCAGCUGCACGCACGUGUGGACAAGGUGGAUGAAGAGAGAUAUGACGUAGAGGCCAAGGUCACCAAGAACAUCACCGAGAUUGCAGAUCUGACCCAGAAGAUCUUUGACCUGAGGGGCAAGUUCAAGCGCCCCACCCUGCGGAGGGUGCGGAUUUCAGCGGACGCCAUGAUGCAGGCGCUGCUGGGCACCCGGGCCAAGGAGUCCCUGGACUUGCGGGCCCACCUGAAGCAGGUGAAGAAGGAAGACACAGAGAAGGAAAACCGGGAGGUGGGAGACUGGCGCAAGAACGUGGACCUGCUGAGUGGCAUGGAGGGUCGCAAGAAGAAGUUCGAGGGCUGAGCUCGCUCCCGCCCCGGCCCGACACCAGCCUGCUGAAUAAAGCUUCUGGCCUUGCA
This is a messenger RNA of Ochotona princeps (American pika), 697 nucleotides long. RefSeq names its product troponin I3, cardiac type (gene TNNI3). The record is from RefSeq and is a predicted model, not a curated record. The transcript has 6 exons. Gene Ontology annotation, biological process: muscle contraction. Gene Ontology annotation, cellular component: troponin complex. NCBI's taxonomy places the organism in Eukaryota, Metazoa, Chordata, Mammalia, Lagomorpha, Ochotonidae. The coding region runs from base 165 to 641 and encodes 158 amino acids.